Kwoniella botswanensis is the source of this 2271-nucleotide messenger RNA. RefSeq lists its product as uncharacterized. Bases 1 to 2271 code for a protein of 756 amino acids. Gene Ontology annotation, cellular component: cytoplasm; nucleus. Gene Ontology annotation, molecular function: tRNA binding; tRNA (cytidine-N5)-methyltransferase activity. Gene Ontology annotation, biological process: tRNA methylation. The transcript has 15 exons. The record is from RefSeq and is a predicted model, not a curated record. Lineage: Eukaryota; Fungi; Basidiomycota; Tremellomycetes; Tremellales; Cryptococcaceae.
AUGGGUAAAUUCAGAGGGAAGAAGUCAGCUCGAGGAGGCGCUGCUAAACCUUUGAAUCGAGAUGAGAAACAGAACGAUUGGAAUGCCUUUGUCGGGGCCGAUAAGAGCAAUGCUGGGUUUGAGGAAUAUUACAAGGCUCAAGGUAUAGUUCCCGAAGGAGAAUGGACAGAUUUCAUGGAAUCGUUGAAAAAGGAAUUACCUGUUACCUUCAGAGUGACAGGAUCGAGAGCUCACGCCGAAACAAUCAACGAUAUAAUCAAGAAAACCUAUGUUCCAAAUAUGCAGAAUGUAGAAUUCGAAGGAAGGAAAUAUGAACCUCCUUCGCAGUUAUCUUGGUAUCCUGGACAAUUGGCUUGGCAGGUCGAUGCUCCCAAAAGAGUUGUUAGGAAAACAGAGCCAUUCAAGAAUUUCCAACGGUUCUUAGUCGGUGAAACUGAAGUUGGAAACUUGAGUAGACAAGAAGCCGUAUCGAUGAUUCCACCUCUUUUCCUCGAUGUUGAACCCCAUCAUCUGUGCUUGGACAUGUGUGCAGCUCCAGGAUCGAAGACCGCUCAAAUAAUCGAAGCUCUCAAUCCUCAUCAUACCGCUUCUACAGGUCUUCUCAUUGCCAAUGACUCCGACUACAAGCGGACCCAUAUGCUUGUCCACCAAACUGGGAGAAUGCCGAGUAGAGGAUUGAUAGUGACUAAUUUUGAUGCUUCUUUGUUCCCGUCAAUAAAGCUGAACGAGGGGAAAACAUUGCAGUUUGAUAGAAUUCUGGCUGAUGUGCCAUGUAGCGGUGAUGGAACGCUGAGGAAGAAUCUUGAGAUAUGGAACAAAUGGGGUGCUGCUGAUGGAAACAGUCUUCACGGUCUGCAGCUACGUAUCCUUGAGAGAGCUAUGAACAUGUUGAAGCCUGGAGGACGACUUGUAUAUUCGACAUGUUCAUUCAACCCUGCAGAGGACGAGGCUGUCAUCUCGGCUGCGUUGAAUAACAAAGCCGGUAAAUUCCACAUUGUCGAUGUAUCUUCCCAAUUACCUGAACUCAAGCGAAGACCAGGUAUAUCAUCUUGGAAAGUCGGUAGUCAACCUCAAUCCAAUGGAAGGAAGUUGGUAUGGUAUGAUAGUUUCGAAGACUACAAGGAGGCUAUCAAGAAAGGUGACGAAAAGGAGAAUGAUAGAGGCAAAGGACUACCUAAAACUUUAUGGCCUCCUGCGAAUGCCGCGGAGCUCAAUCUGGACCGAUGUAUGCGACUAUUACCUCAUGAUCAAAACACAGGUGGCUUCUUCGUAUGUGUCCUUGAGAAGAAAGCCAGCCCCGAACCGGAAUCGGCCUCCUCCUCCCUUAAACGACCUGCAUCUUCUCCACCUCCCACGUCCGACACCAAGAGAGUUCGAGAGAAAUCACCUGAACCCGGUUCGUCCACCGCUGCUACUCCUGCGGAAACUACCCCUGUUCCAUCUACUACAGUUAAACCCGAAGGAAAGAAGGAGAAGAGAGAUCUGACUUUCAGAGAGGAUCCUCUGUCCUACGUUGAUCCCGAACAUGCCGAAGUGAAGAGUAUCAUCGAGCGAUUCAAGUUCAAGGACACUUUCCCUCGUAAUAACCUAAUGGUCAGGAACGAUUAUGGAGACCCUUUGAGAACAAUAUACAUGACCAAUGACAUUGUCAAGGAAAUCAUACAAAAUAACGAUUACACUCGUCUCCGAAUCGUCUCAGCCGGUGUCAAAUGUUUCGCUCGACAAGAUUCCUCACAACGGACUGAAAUACGAUGCAAAUGGCGUACGCCCAUGGACGGUAUACUAGAGGUCUUACCUCAUGUAGGUGAAGGUGUAGUCAUCUCAGCUACAUUGGUUGAAUUGAGAGUGUUGUUGGAAGAUCAUUAUCCCCCCUUGGAUAAUUUCGCAGAUGGACCUUGGAAGAGCACGUUGUUACAGAGAGAUAUGGGAUGUGAGGUCGUACGGUUCGAAGCUGGUCAAGUGGCUGGUGGGGAAUUGGCUUUACCGAUGUAUCUUCCUGUAUGGAAAGCCAAGAUGAGUUUGAGUUUAAUGAUUGAUAAGCGUGAAAAGAGUAUCCUCUCGUUGAGAACGUUCGGUGAAGAUAUAUGUAAACCCCCUCCACCUCAGAAGGAUCUAUCUAAAAAAGCGGAAGAAGCCAACACCAAGACGGAGGGGGAAGGCGAUGUAGCGGAGAUUGCUGAAGCUGAGGGAGAAGGAGAUGCGGGCAUGGGGAUUGCCGGUGAAGUCGCUGAAGGUGAUGUGGUAGUUGACAAGAAGGAGGGUGAAGAGUAG